AUGAAGGUCAAUAUAGUAGAAUGGCAUGGGGUUACUACGUGGCAUUGGAAAUUGGCGCCUUCUGAAGGCCUGGAGAAUGAUAGUGCUUAUGUAGAUGAAUUAUGUGGAAUUUGCCGUGUUUCAUUUGAUGGAACUUGUCCUAAUUGCAAAUAUCCGGGGGAUGAUUGUCCAUUAGUAUUAGGAGGUGGAUGUACGCAUAACUUUCAUUUACACUGCAUUUUAAAGUGGUUGGAGCAAGAUACUUCUAAAGGUCUUUGUCCGAUGUGCAGACAGAUAUUUACGUUUAGGAAAACCGAUGAAACAACCGCCGAUGAAUUUAGCAAGUUACAAACGUUGAUUGAUGGUCACAAUGCGAUGAGAGAAGGAGUACAAAACAACAGCGAACAAGAUUUCGAAUCUUUCAGAGCAGAAGAUGCCGAUUUACAAAUGUCUGAAUAA
Messenger RNA from Debaryomyces hansenii CBS767, 438 nucleotides. Its product is annotated as anaphase promoting complex subunit 11. The record is from RefSeq and is a predicted model, not a curated record. The transcript has a single exon. Bases 1 to 438 code for a protein of 145 amino acids. Gene Ontology annotation, biological process: anaphase-promoting complex-dependent catabolic process; protein ubiquitination; positive regulation of mitotic metaphase/anaphase transition. Gene Ontology annotation, cellular component: anaphase-promoting complex; nucleus. Gene Ontology annotation, molecular function: cullin family protein binding; zinc ion binding; ubiquitin protein ligase activity. Lineage: Eukaryota; Fungi; Ascomycota; Pichiomycetes; Serinales; Debaryomycetaceae.